Messenger RNA from Auanema sp. JU1783, 2277 nucleotides. Lineage: Eukaryota; Metazoa; Nematoda; Chromadorea; Rhabditida; Rhabditidae. The record is from the annotation of a GenBank genome assembly.
AUGCCCUUGUUAGAAGAUCUUCUGCAGUCUGCUAUUGAUCCUUCAAACAAAACGAUUGAUUCAAAUUCUACUAGAGCUUCCCAGAACGAGACAUGGGAUGAUCAUAUCAUUAGAGAUGAAGAUGUAGAGGAUGAUAAUGCAACCACUUUGAACACUCCCAUUUCUGAUGGUAAAACUACUCGAAUCUCUAUUUCUGCUGAAGCAGGCCAGAAUUUGUACCAACAUUGGACAGAUCAAGCCGUUUCUGGCCUGAUGGCAGCGUACGCUACUAACAGACUCAAAACAGUCGAGAAUGAUCAAGUUAAGAAGAUGCACCAUGACUGCACAAAGAGUUCCAAAACUGUGAGAGAACAUGCAAAAUGUGUAUCCGAGCUUGUGGAACAGUUUCAUAAGUUCGAAACUUUUUCUCCGCCUCCUCUUCCAAAAAGGAAUACGGGAGAAGAGAAGAAAGUCGUGAAAAGUAAGAGAAACAGGAUGACAAACAAACGGAAGAAGUUCACUAAACCAAAACGAAUCAAGUUUUCACCAUAUAAGACUAUGAAAUUGAAGAAACGUGUUAAGAGGGCCUUGAAGCACGAGUUCGAUCGUCCUAUUAUCAAACGAAAAAAAUCAUACAGUCUCUUUGAUGCUAAUACCAACAAUUACAAGGAACCUAUGGCUGUUAUAGCGAAGAACUUGAUCAAAACUAUUCGCUCGUUCAAAAAUAAAGAGGAACAGCCAAGAAAAUCAUGGCAAGAUACUAUCGAAGAGAUUGAAAAAGAAGGAAUCCUCAUGAAGAAAAGAGACAAAAUGAAGAAGCUUUUACAGAAUCGUCUUAAGAAGUUUCGUGAAGAUCUCAAAUUCACCAAUGAAACCAGCACAAAUGAAAUUUUACUAAAAAACCUGGAAUUCUCACGAGAUGAGGAUGUUGGUGAAGUCAAAUUGAACGAUAGGGAUGAGCUCAUGAGUGAAGCAAAAAAUGCUGAGAAGACACUCAGCUUGAAAGAUGAAAUGAUGAGAACACCAGUAAAGCUCAUUCGCGAAGGCGUGAAGCUGGGAAUGGCUCUCUCUGGUCAAGACAUCUCUAAUUUUGACAACAAAACAAUUCGGAUGAUCUCCCCAAAGUUGAUGGCGUUGGCUCCUGAAGAAAAAAACUUGGAAGAUACGAUUAAUUUAUUGUCUCCCACUUUAUUAUCGUUCCACAACAACAGUGGGAUAUUCAGUUUACCCAGCCUUUUGAACGUCUUUGAUAAUGAGAGCCAAGAAGAAUGGAUGAAUUUCGUAUUUGAAGCUUCAGGUGUCUCAGAUGCUGUUUCCAUGAUGAAAAAUGCGAAAGCAGAAGCCGAGAGAAAAGAAAUGAAAGAACACUUCAUGAGCUACACGAAAAGCUUACAGCUACCGAAUGAGACAUAUGAUAUUCCGGAUAUGGUUGCGGGAGAUACAGAAUCGGCAUUCAAAACGGAAAAUAUAUCAAAGCUUAUUGGUAACGGUGAGAGUCGAAAGAUCGAACACAUAGAAGAGUUGCAAAAAACGAUGACAAAAGAACAGCUUAAUAUGAUGAAUGAGACAGGCUAUGCAAAAAUGACUGACUCUCAGUUGAACUUCUUUUAUGGAAGCGGAUCUCCUUUUGAAGAUUCGGAAGUUCUAGCUAGGUUAACCAAUGUUUCAACUGAUAAGAUUGGAGGAGCCAUCGAAGCGGCAGCUCGAAUGUUAGCGGAAGGACAAGCAAAAUUUGAAGUAAGUCGACAGCGAGACAUUGUUCUAUCACCACUCACUUUCACUCCAAUCAUAGCUUCACCAGAAACUGCUUCACAAGGCUUGAUUCUAUCACCCAUCUUGGUUGUACCACUGGUGUAUUCUCCAUCAAUUUUUGGAUCAGUUAUUCUAUCACCAUGGGUUUUCGUUCCUGUUAUUGUUUCACCACGUAUUAUGGGUCCUGUUAUUCUUUCUCCAAUUCUGUUCAGUCCAAUUGUUUUAUCUCCUAUUGCAUUGAUCCCGAUUGUUUUGAGUCCAGGUGUUGGACUUCCACUGAUAUUAUCGCCAAUGGCUUUAUGUCCUUUCAUAUUGAGCCCUGUUGCUUUAACACCUAUAAUACUUUCGCCUUUCGUUUUAUCACCGUUCAUAAUCAUUCCAAAUGUCUUGAGUCCACUGAUUCUCAGCCCUUUCGUAUUAAGCCCUCUCAUCCUAUCUCCUCCUGCAGUAUCAGCUUUCAUAUUGAAUCCCUAUGCUUUAUCUCCUAUCAUCAAAUCAGAAGGAGCUGUCUUCACAGCGGUUCUAUCCCCCAGUUGGCUCAGUUAA